This is a messenger RNA of Xenia sp. Carnegie-2017, 1362 nucleotides long. RefSeq lists its product as uncharacterized. Bases 1 to 1362 code for a protein of 453 amino acids. NCBI's taxonomy places the organism in Eukaryota, Metazoa, Cnidaria, Anthozoa, Malacalcyonacea, Xeniidae. Gene Ontology annotation, biological process: deoxyribonucleotide biosynthetic process. The transcript is spliced from 3 exons. Gene Ontology annotation, cellular component: cytosol. The record is from RefSeq and is a predicted model, not a curated record. Gene Ontology annotation, molecular function: ribonucleoside-diphosphate reductase activity, thioredoxin disulfide as acceptor.
AUGAGUAGAACAAACCGUUAUGUUCAAUAUUAUCUCAAUCAGCAAAAAGGAUACGGAUCACAACCUGUCUUUAGAGGAGCAUCCUGGCAAAAAGGUUAUGGGCAGAUGGGUUAUGGUCUUGGUGGUUUAUUUCGUAGAUUGGCUAGAGCUGCAAUACCUUUGGCAAAAACCGGCGCAAAAGCUCUAGGUAAAAUUGCCCUCGAUACAGGUGCAAACGUUUUGGGUGAUGUUAUCUCAGGGAAAAGUUUUAAAAAGUCUGCAAAAUCUCGUGUUAAUCAAGCAGCAAAGAAACAGGGAAAAAGCUCGCCAGGUACAGAAGAUUAUGUUGACUUGUCUAACACAAUGUUGAUGGUCAGAGCAAAAGUAACGAAAGCUGACGGUGGAAAUCUCGACGAUGGCGCUAAAGUAGGACCGGUGAACAAUUUCUUGCAUACUAAACAAUCCCAGCUGACAGCUGCGUUGUUUUACAAGGACGAAGCUUCAAAAAUGGAGGUUGCCGACCCAGCAAACGCCAGUCCAAACAAAGGCUUGAAAACACGAAGUAAGUUUAGUGCGAGAAGUGCAAUUGUCGAAAUGGGAGGCCCUAUAUUUUGUGAUGUUUUCUUCGGGGAACGCCUCCUGCUUAGCUAUGUUGAUUUGAAAGUGGUAUUGAACCGUACCAGUGACGAGUUUGCCCUAAUGGCAUCCGAGGACGAUGCAGCAUUUAAAGUGAAACUGGUGGAUGUUUAUCUAAAAGUUCGCAAAGUUAAAGUGAAUCCUAGUAGAGCUAUGUCUCACGAAGUUGCACUGAAAAAAAGCCCAGCCGUUUACCCUGUAAGGCGUGUGGACUGCAAAAGUUUCAUCAUUCCGUCAGGAAACCCGUCGUUGCAAAAAGAUAACCUUUUCAACGGUUUGGUACCGAAAUCACUUGUCGUCGGUCUUGUUGCAAGUGCUGCAUUCAAUGGUGCUUAUAAAUUAAACCCAUUCAAUUUCCAGCAUUUCAACGUUUCAUCCUUAGGCAUUUCUGUAAACGGCGAAUCUCUACCAUCUAAACCUUUCAAGCUGUCGUUUGGUAACAAUCCUAGAUACAUAGAAGCAUUUCUAUCACAAUUUGCUGGCACUGGAAAAAUGUUUUUGAACGCCGGAAAUGGAAUUGAUCGUGACGAGUUUCUAAAGGGUUUUGCUUUGUACUGUUUUGAUUUGACGCCUGAUAUGUGUGGUACGGGAGAACAUUUUAAUACAGUGCAAAAAGGAAAUCUUGCCAUUGACAUACAAUUCUCAACAGCACCAACUAAUGCUGUUAGUCUUGUGUGCUAUGGAGAGUUUGAAAACGUGAUCUUUAUCGAUUCUGAAAGGAAUGUUGUCUAUGACUACAUCGGUUGA